AUGAAGAAAAACGUCACCGGGUUUGCCCAUUUCUUUAGGGACGAUGGUGGUGUGCUAAGCGCAAGGAACGGACACUUGCCUGGUUUCAACACGCUUGCCAACUCCUCGAUGCACCCGCUUCUGCCUGCAGCGCUCCCUUCCGUGUGCCUGCACUCCCUUCCGCAUGCCUGUACUCCCUUCCGUGUGCCUGCACUCCCUUUCGCCCGUCGAACUCCCUUACGCCCAUCGCCCUCCCUCCCGCCGUCGCCCUCCCUUAUGCCCAUCACCCUCCCUAGCACUCAACGCAUCCCCUUCCGCCAUCGCCCUCCCUUCUACCUGUCGCACUCCCUUGUGCUCGUCGCAUCCCCUUCCGCCCAUCUCACUCACUUCCGCUCGUCGCACUCCCUCAGCCCGUCGCAUUGCCUUUUGCCCGUCGCCCUCCCUUCCGCCUGUCGCCCCCCCUUCCGCCCGUCACCCUCCCUUCGUCUCGUCGCCCUCGCUUCCUCCCAUUGCCCUCUCGACCGCCCGCCACCCUACCUUCCCCUCGUCACGCUCCCUUCCGCCCGUUGCCCCCCUUUGUCUCGUCGCGCUCCCUGCCGCUCGUUGCCCACCCUCCUGCUCAUCCCCUCUCCAUCCCCGUAUCUCUCUCCCCUCAUCGCCCUUGCAUUCGCGACACUGGUUUCCCGCACUGCUUACCCCCAUCCUCUGACUUGCUUCCCCCCAACCCCUUCCGUGCUUCCCACCAUUCCCUUACCUGCUUCCCCAUGUCCACUUCCCUGCUUCCCCCCAUCCCCUUCCCUGCUUUCCUAA
This is a messenger RNA of Closterium sp. NIES-65, 789 nucleotides long. NCBI's taxonomy places the organism in Eukaryota, Viridiplantae, Streptophyta, Zygnematophyceae, Desmidiales, Closteriaceae. The record is from the annotation of a GenBank genome assembly.